Messenger RNA from Marchantia polymorpha subsp. ruderalis, 1481 nucleotides. Lineage: Eukaryota; Viridiplantae; Streptophyta; Marchantiopsida; Marchantiales; Marchantiaceae. The record is from the annotation of a GenBank genome assembly.
CCGAUCCUCCAUGCUUCCUCUUGUUCAUCUCAGUGCCAGACUCCUGUCUUAGCCCGAGAUGUCGUUGACACCGUGACUUCGUGACUUGGUAUCCACGUGACUUGGUGUCCACGUCCACGUGAGUAUUCAUUGACUCUGGGUCCCAGAGUCGGUCUUCUACUCUGGACUUAUGCCCCUACAGUACUCCCAGACUCUGACUCUGGGAGCAGGGGCAUAAGUGCAGAGCAGAAGACCGACUUCUUGAAUCUGUGAAUCUGUGAAUCUUCGUGAAUCUUCGUGAAUCUGUUCUAAUGCUGCAAGGUCCAGCUGGUGGCGUCAGGUGGAGGUCUGCUCUGCUUUCUCGCCAAGAAACUCAAUGAUCCGAAUAUGUCGUUCGUCAUCUACAACCCUUUCACGCGACAACACCUUAAAUUGCCGACGCCAUUUGAGUCUGGUUCACGUUUCUGUCUCAAAAUCCCUAACUCAGGCAAUCUGUUGUGCGGAAUCGAUGCGAAUCUCGAGACAGGGUUUUAUAGGUUCGUGUUUUUAGAUCCUCGUUCUGCGUACGGUGAAGGCGAAACUUACAUCUACGACUCAAGAUUACGCUCAUGGCGGCUAGGUUGUAAAUUACCCUCAUCCAUCAGGAGGCUCGAUGGAUUUGCGGAGCCUUAUAUUCUCUACGGCAGAUACACGACUCAAUGUCUGACGAACGAGGGAAAAUUCUAUUGGUUGGUGAAUAAAACGGAAGGGCCAACCCUGGACUUGCUGUACAUUUACGAUGCGAGUCUCGACGCAUGGAGCUAUGUGUUCUGCCAAGGAUUGUGUUCUAACCAAAGGACUGCGUUGGGUACAUAUGAGACUUUUGUUAGAUGUAUGGAGCAUAAGGGCGAGAUCCUCGUGGUUGGAAAACGUGGACGCAUGCUUUCGAAGAACCCUUUUUGUUACUUCGAGAUUGUCGAUACGGGACCUUCGAAUUUGGACUCGACUGAGGGUCAGCGGUUAUACCUGCAAGAGAAGGCGAUGCCUAUGGAUCGGGUGCUCGACGUGAUCAUCCCCUUGCAGAUCGAAGAUACGCAGGAGUUAAUACUCAGCUGGGGCAUAGGAGCCGGAGACGAAGUUAUUUAUCUUCUGGAAGCGCAAUUGUUUGACUUGGCAAGUUAUCCCAAUCAAGCCGCCCGUUCUCGAGACGACUUCCCUUUGACUUUCCCGAUGGUGCGCUACGAAGAGGUCGAUGACUCUUGGACCUUAUUGUGCAACUGGAAGAUUGUUCACGAUAAAGAUGUGAGCCUGGGGCCUUCUGCUUCACAUGUAGUCUGGGCAUUCCAGCCCUCAUUUGUGAGCCCUGGGGCGGUUGAGGGUGUGAUCAAGCAUCCUCACGGGUACAACGAUGAGGAGUUGAUUUCUCAUCGUAGUUUUUGCAGUAGUUUUUGAGAAUGUGUAGAUAUGGAGAUCCAAGGUAAAUCGUCCAUUUAGAUCUUUGGUUCUUCUUCAGGAGUAUUCGC